Messenger RNA from Linnemannia hyalina, 1926 nucleotides. NCBI's taxonomy places the organism in Eukaryota, Fungi, Mortierellomycota, Mortierellomycetes, Mortierellales, Mortierellaceae. The record is from the annotation of a GenBank genome assembly.
AUGUCCUCAAAACGAUCGUUCCAGCAAAUCCAACAGCACCAACUUCAGCAAGAAGAGCCAUGGCUACGAUACCCUUCUUCACUCAAUACUACAAAGGACUUCAGUCGCUCGGGAAACACCUCGUCCACUCCUCUCUCUACCAGCAGUAUUCGUCAAAAGCACUUCUCCAUGGGGGCGUUUGGUGACUUUCAGCUUCGGUCCAUUACCCCUUCGCCAACACCACCACCACAGCAGCAACAGCAACAACAACAGCAGCAGCAAAAGCAACAGCCAUCGCAGCAACCUUCGUCUACAACGUUCAUUCCCGAGAUCAAGCACAGACGUUCACUUGCACAACUCAACGCGCCUUCGGCCUCGCUUCAGUACGGCAUUGGGCCCGACUCGUACGGAUAUUCAUCCUACAGAUCAAGCAGAUCCAGGAGACGAGACCCCCCACCCAAGCCGCUCUCGGAGGAACUGUCAAUGGCUCUACAGAACAGCGAGGACAACUUUUCUACACCGGACACCCCCCCCGGACUCCUUUCAAGCCCAGCGGAUAUUUCGACACCUUCCUCCGCGGCGUCCUCUUCUUCGACCUCAACAACUCACUUUCCUCUGUUCAAGCCCUCAGCACCUAGCAGUCAGAGCACAGGAAAAUUGCGGCCGUCUCCACUGUCGCUUCACGACAACCCUCAGCAGAAUGGGAGUAACAGCCCCUCUUCUUCGCUCUCGCUAAAGACAGGCAGCCCCACCUCGGCAAUUUCGCGGGAUUCGACCACAGCCACCGAUAUCGCCACCUCACCACGCGCUGCCUCUGCAGCAGCUGCUGCAGCUGCUACCUUGGGAUUCGCCUCACCUUUGGCACCCCGCUCAACCUUGCCUCUGCAUUCCGGACCGUUGGUCUCAAUGUCCUCUGCUACAUCGACCUCUGGAUCUUCCUACGGCUCCAACAAUUCUUCACCCACAACAAUGACUGCUCCUUGUUCAUCACUUUGUCAUGCCAACCACAACUGUCUCCACAAACAAAGCACUGCCUCUCAGCAGAUACACCACCCGGCCUGCCAACACCACACCAACUUCCCCGAGGAUGACUUGAUGGCUCAUGGGCCAAAACCAGGAAGAGUCACCAAGAAUGUGCGUCGGUUUGGAUUCCCUCAAUUCCGCCCUCUACUGGGCGAGUCUGAUCCAGGAACCUUUGACCCCUCGCGUCGGGAAAAGUCUAGCGCAACCAUGAAAACGACAUCGACUUCGACGACAGAAUACGGAAUGCGACGAGGGCAUCAUCACGAAGAUGAUGACGACGACUUGGGUGUCUAUGCAUUGGAACCACCCAAGAAGCGCCAACGUUCGACCGCAACCAUGCUUCUGGACGCAGCGUUCGAGACGGUGAUCUUUACGGGAGCAGUGGCAUUGUCGGCUUACCAGUUGAUAACGGGAAAGGGCAUGGUUCCAGACCAUUCCAAGCAGCCCUCGAUCACCUUGGGUGAUGAUGAUGGUCUUCAGGCAGAGAAUGUAAAGACACUGGAGGAUGACCCUAUGGAGGAAAAGUUAUCCUUGGACCUGGACUCUGAAACAUUCACCACCACCAACAACAGCGUGCCUCCCAGACUUCGCCCUUUCUCGACUUCAGGAACCCUUCUCACUCGCACACCCUCCACAUCCACAUCCUCUCGCCCAUCCUCCUUCCACCACAAGAGUCAACAACAAAAACGAGCCAGCUUCCGUCAAUCUCGACAACCCUUCUCCACCUCGUCUUCACCGGCUUACAACCAUAUCCCACACCAACAUACGGGUCAUUUUAGGAGUCCCUCAAUGCCUGUGAGGCCGAACACUGGGACGGAGGAUACGGAUGAGGCGUUCUUGAGGAUGGAGGCUCAAUUGAAUAGUUUGAUUGCUGAGGGUAAAAGGGCGUUGAGUAGUCGGAUUGAGGUCUGGGACGAGGAGUAA